Molecule: messenger RNA, 1527 nt
Organism: Symbiodinium sp. CCMP2456
Lineage: Eukaryota; Dinophyceae; Suessiales; Symbiodiniaceae
Source: the annotation of a GenBank genome assembly
GUUGGUUUGCUGUGUCUACAAGCUCUAAUUCCACUAGAAGGCAGCCCAGCGCAUGGACAUUCGGCAUACAAGGCUUCUUUGCAGCACCAUUCUUUCGCCGUGCCGCUGGAGUAUUCAAUGCUGCUUGGUGACUGGUUGCUAAGCGGCGCCAGCCAAGGUUUUGCUUGGAACAAGCAGCCGCUUCAGACCAACAAUUUCGAGGCCAGCUUUUCAUUUCGUGCUUCUGGAGCUGGAGAUCCUUCGAAGGUUGUGGAUGACCAAAGCUUUGCUUUCUGGUUUGUCCGGCAGAACAUAUCUGGUGAUUUCAACGAAUCUGCUGCCAUCCGUGCCCCUUCUUGGUCGGAGGGUCUGAAGGAGCAGGGUUACACUUUGACAGGCUCCAAGGCGCUUUUUGAAGGCAUCGGAGCUGUGUUUUCGACUGCAAACCUCGCAAAGAAGCCAGGGUCUGUUGUGUCGUUCAUCAGCAACGACAAUCAUCAAAGCCUGGGGUACGGCAUCGACGUGCCCACAAGCAAUGCCAAGGCAAUCGAUUUCAGGAACAAGGAUGUCGAGUUCAAGAUUCGGGUGAAGCCCGUCUCAGUGCAGGGCCAGAUCACUGUUGAUGGCAAAACCGAAGAAUGCUUCAACGUAGAUCGAAAGAACUUUCCUGUGAAGGCAGGCGGCUACAUCGGCUUUACUGCUUGGAGCGGUUCAACAGAAGUCACCAAAUCUCCAGAUGGCGUGUCACUGACAAAGGUGCAGGUGGUGAACUUCGAUGACCAGGCAGUCGGUGAAGAUAUCAUGGGGACCAGUGCCAAGGAUAAGAUUGCGUACGAAGCGUUGAUGUCAGAGGAUUCGAGAUACUUCCAGGACCAGCAGGCACAGACUGAGCACAUCGGAAGAAUAACAUCAAUGUUGUCUGCACAUCUCAAUGAGACGAAGCCGACAUACGAUGUAAUGGCCUUCCAGGUCUCAAGCCUUAUGGAGUCCCUCAACAAGUUGGACCGUGACUGCCGUCUCCUCACGAAAGAGAUGCAGGUCCUGGCUGCAGAUCCGAAGAGCGCGAAGACACCAAAGAAGGCGACAAAUUUGCAGGAGAUGAAGGUCCACAUUAUGGGCCUCCGCAGGCUACUGGACAAGGAGGGGGCAGCUCACAUGCACAAGCUCGAGGCCGUGCAGAAGAAUCUAAACGAAGUCAAGCAGCAAGCCGACAAGGCCGCUGGGUCGUCGAUCUCCAAGAUCGUCGACCAAACCUCUGUGCUUGAGAAGAGCGUUGUGUCCAGAAGUUCGCAGAUGUCUUGGAUGUUGGUGGUUCUUCUAGUGGCCACGGUGACAAUUGGAGUGCUGAUGUGGAACAGGAUGAGAUACUACGAGAAGAAGCACUUCAUUUGGCCCUUCCAUGGUCAUCAUGUCGGUCUCGAUCUGACGGAUGUGGAAACAGCGCCGCAAGCUGUGGACAAGCAGACCUUGGCAGCUCUUCCCGACUGCCAAAGUGCGGAUCCUCCCUCCAUGCCAGCCCAGUGCAAGGCUUUGCAGAGGCUCACGUAG